GAAAUGCGCUAUGCGGAGUGAAUGAAGUCUAUGUAACCAUGGGAACGGUCCCCGAACAAGAGUACGCCGACAAUUUAUACGAGAAUGACCCUUCUAUUUACCAGAAUAUCACCCAAAAAAGCAGGAAACGCAAGGCAGUUUUUGGAGAAGGCAUUUAUUCAGCGACAGGGCACCCUGCUGAAGGAAACUGGAAUCCUUCAUAUCAGAAAGGAAUUUCAGUUUAUCCACCAGACACCAAGACCACACUAGAGGAAUUUAUCAAGAAUCAUGAGGAAUAUUUGUCACAUAUUGACAAUACUCCGGCCGAUGAAGAUAAUUCAGAACGCGUGCAGUUCUUGCUCCACAAGGUUUUUCCAUAUCUAGAGAGAAAGCUGGCCAAGACUGGAAUAACUCUAGACAUUCUAAAUAUUCUUGUGACACUCUCCUGUUGCAGGAAGUGUUCUUUGGUAACUCGACACGCUCUGUACAUGAUACUGGACAUAUUAUCAACGACGAGCUACGACUCAAGUGGAAUCUUUAACGAUUUCAUUAUAAAAUGUGAAUCAAAUCUCAGAGACUCUAUUCUUGGUCAAGCGCAAGAAGAGACCGCUGUAUUUGAUCACGAAAUCGCGGAUGAUCAGGGCCUGAGAAUUUUGGCUUAUAGUCGGGUUCUGAUGAUUUUCUAUGUCAACAUUGUACAAGGGUUGAUUCCACCAGUAGAGUUGGGUAGGAAGGACAUGUACGAAGAUGUUGUUCAGAAACUAAUUCAGGUGCAAGAGCAAAAUGUGUUUAACGAAAAGGAGUGGCCACGUUAUGCAAUACGCUGCAUCAAAGAAAUACAGGCAAGGGUCAAGCAGACGCCGCAGAAAAAGAAGAAUGAUGCAUGGAAAAACUUUCUGAUCUGGUUACAAGAACAUAACAGAACAGGAGAGGUAAACAAAGGCAAAAGAAAUAAGAGUGUCGGAGAUUUCCUUUCUAAAAUUAAAGCAUCCAAGAAAGCCUGGUUUGAUUUUCACGUGGUGGUGUUUAGUCUGGGUUCUCAGAUAAAGGAAAGGCCAGGAAAUAUAGAAAUAUUACGCACUCUUGUAGAGAUGUACCUAAAGUCUCAUUCCGAUUUUGCCCGUAAAUGGUCAAGUGAAGGGGAGUGGCAAACUGGUCUUGUUUUGGGCAGUGUGUUGGAAGGCAUUGUCAAUCAUAACCAAGACAAAGACACGAGAACUGAGGCCUGCUUGUGUCUCGUUCAUUACUUCGCAAACCUGACCAAAAGAAACUCAGGCGAAAAAUUGUGGGCACAUGAGAGCUUGCACCGCUGUCUUUAUGGACAAGUUGGAAACUGUCGUCAAAUUAUGCUAAAUAAUUUGGAAAUAAAAGGAGGAGAUGGAAAACCAACAAAAGGAGAAAAAGAACUCCUUCCCAUCACUCGUUCCAUGGACCAUUUGCUACAGAUAUACAAGAGACAACUUAGCAAAAGACCCCUUCAUUUUAUUGGGAAGUCCAAUAAAAAAGGGUACUACUCAGCAACCUUUCGUGGGGAAAAUGCGAUGAUUAAAAUAUUAGAAUCGUCUACAGAUGACAUCUUAGGAGAGGAGAAAAUGGCCCCAACCAGAAUCCACCAUCAACUUGUCAUUGAAGCUUACACCUUAAGACGUCUGAAUUCGAAGCCACACCCUAACAUACUCAGGGUUUUUGCUUACGAUACCUCGGCUCAGCCAUAUCAUCUCAUCACAGAACAGGUUGCUAAAGGUUCUCUCUUGAAGUUCUUGCAAAAUUCAAGAUCGCAUUUGGGCCACAUGCCAAGUCCAUCAGAGUUAGUCAAGAUGAUCCUUGGUGUCAUGGAUGCUGUAAUCUACCUGAAUGACCACCAUCUUGUACAUCUUGCUAUCAUGGCUGACAAUGUACUGGUUGCCCAGGACAACGUCUGUAAAUUAACUGGCUUCCAGUUUACAAGAGAAAUGACGAAACAGGGCAAUGGCAUAUAUGAGUACGUAAGUGUUCUUGAUGAAAUGGCAACGCGACAUGCAGCCCCCGAGUGCUUCAAAUUGGGACAGUUUUCAGAGAAGUCAGUGUCCUGGGCCAUUGGAGUGAUGCUGUUUGAAAUGCACACCUACGGCGUGUCCCCCUACAAUCAAUACAGAAAUCAUGAAGCUGAUCAAAUCCGAAACCAUGUGAUAAGUGGAGGAAAACUAAAAAUGGAGGACUGCAUCCGUAAAGAAGUUUGUGACCUAAUUGAAAAAAAGUGCAUUCAGCACGAGAGAGAGAAAAGAAUCGAUCUGAUGCAGCUAAAGAUGGAAUUGGAGAUGAUUUAUGAGCAGUUUAAGAGAGAAGACAACGAUUGCCCACCUGCAAGUUAUCCUUCUCUUACAAUUGUAGACCUGGCGCAGACUAAAGACACGAUGAWCAGCAGUAGUGCACUUGAAGACCGCGACAAAGAAAAGAAUAUAGGAUUCUUCGGAUCUCCAACAAGAUCGCAUGAUAUACCAAUCAUUCGUCUUGCUAACGGGGUACGAGUUAUCAGAGAACUUGUUGAGAAGACAAAACAGGCAGACUUAGAGAUAUUGAAGAACCUCAAGCACAGAAACAUUGUGGUUAUUCAUUCGCUCUCCAAUCACGAUGAACGUUACACGGCACUGGUGACGGAGGAUUCAGGACGUGGAAACUUGCUUAAGAUAAUACUUGACAAGCAAUGUCGACGGGAAACCCUGGUGACCUUCAUUGCCCAGAUAGCCCAAGCAAUGGAAUAUAUGCAUGACAAUGACGUGAUCCACAGUGACCUGAGAGCAGAACAUAUUAUGAUAUUUACCAAUAAGGUAAAAUUGGCGCGCCUUGGACGAUCAAAGUCUGUCGGUAAAAUGGUGGACACUAAAUGCAAAAUGCCGGAAGAUGCUGUAAGAUGGAGCCCUCCAGAAGUAAUCAAAGACGGCAUUUAUUCACACAGCAGUGAUGUCUAUUCAUUUGCCAUCAUGUGUUUCGAGCUGUUUAGUGCUCUAUCUGCUGCAGAAGGGAGUAAAGCAGAAGACGUAAAACCCUUUGCUACCAUCAAGGACGAUCAGGUUCUUGCUUACCUCGAAGGCAACAAUCGUCCAUGCAGGCCAGAACGUAUGCCAACAUGGGUUUACAUAGCUGUGAAACAGUGCUUGCUUCAUAAGGCAGCUGAACGGCCUCCAUUUGUUCUGAUUGUAGAUGCUUUAACGUCCAGAAAACCAUUCGAUUCUUGCUUGCUCUCUUUCUGGAUCRAAAAACACCCAAACGAGGCUGAGCACAUUAAUACCAACAAGACACAACCACAAGGAGCUAGUCAUGUGAUUCCCAUGGAAGAACACAAGACCUUUGAAGAACUUUGCAAGUCAGUACCAGUCGAAGUCUUUAUGAAGCACACUUACGCAUACAAACCUGGAAACAAAGACUCUGUUGAAGACCAAGAUAAUGAACCAGCUCUUCAAGACCAAGAAGAACUUUAUUACGAGAUUGAUGACUCUAACAAGGCCUUCAAAAGCAAGGUUCCUGAACACAGUUUCUAUGAACAAAUUCCGAAUUUAGGAAUCCCUUGCCAAAGGCGUCCGCUUCCGCUUCCCCUUCCCACUCAAGAAACAGGCAACCCGACAUUAGUACGAGAAAACUCUGAAUUCGCUCUUUAUGCUUCCACGUCGAUAAUCAACUUAAAGUCUUCUUCUUCUCUUUCUCUUCACGAUCACGAGACUUCAGAUUCCUUUUACAAUAAUAUAAAUGACGGUAGUACUUUAUCCCCUGAUAACCGUGAGUGGCCAUCGUUACCUGGUCCUCCGAAGGGAGAUGGAAAAAACAAUAACAAGGAUUCUAGUCCAGCUUCAUCUUCAAGUAACGGUGAAUCUACCCACUUCACACAAACUUCUUCGUAUCCAAUGCCAGCCUCUCGGGCAAAUGCUAAUCUGCGAGUACAAAGACAAGAGGAUGGAGGCGCUGUGGGAGGGGAGCCUGUACAAGGCUCGUUGUAUACAAGGGAAGAAUUUGGGAAUAAUGAACAGGAAAAUAUGUCAAUGAAUCCUGGUGCGACGGAAUGUUCUUGGUACUCAAUGACACCCUUGUAUGAACAGGAACAAAAUAAUGGGUCUGGAUCACGUGACUUGAUCGAGGACAAUAACCGCCCCGCGUGGCGUCGUCCAGUUCCUCUACCCAGAAGUAAAGGACCAAAGCAUGGUUCGUAACGUUCUAAUAACCGAAAGAAUGAUAUCAGUAGGUGGCGUGCAUCCCGUCCUAUGAUGAUAAUAGGAUAAAAGACAGCAAAAAUCCAAAUAUUUUGCCGAUUUAACUGAACCAAUAUGACGGCUAUGACGUCAAAUACGCAUCAAUACAAGUCAUGAAACACGACCUCUAAGAAGGGGGGUUGGCUAAGAGAGGAAGAUAAGUAAUAUUUAGAUCCUGGGCUUUAAUCGGUCUUAUCAUCGAUACACCGCUAGAAAAUGGAAUGCAAUAUAUAUAUAUAUAUGAGUUUUGUGAAAACCAAUAUAUCUAAUGAGACUUUUUAAAUAGAUACGAAUUAAAGAAUGUAACUAUACGAGAAACAUGUACCCUCUCAAGGAAUUUUUUAGUACAGUGUACAUAGUGAGUGUUUCUACUGCCCGCCCUUUAUAAUGCAAUAGUAGCAUGCUAUCGCCAUUCGUGCUGGCCACGCCCACGCCUAGCUGCUUUACUUAAAUCAUGAUGAUCUGUCUGCUAUGUGCAAUAUCUCUGUAAUUUUCUACGAAUCAAAUUUUACAAUA
Actinia tenebrosa (Australian red waratah sea anemone) is the source of this 4715-nucleotide messenger RNA. RefSeq lists its product as uncharacterized. Gene Ontology annotation, biological process: protein phosphorylation. The record is from RefSeq and is a predicted model, not a curated record. Lineage: Eukaryota; Metazoa; Cnidaria; Anthozoa; Actiniaria; Actiniidae. Gene Ontology annotation, molecular function: ATP binding; protein kinase activity.